UCGCAAUUUCUUUCCCUUGGAAAAUUUCUGCCUAAUAAAAAUCAUGUCAAAAUACGCUUUUCGUGCUCAUAACAUAGUACAGUAAGCAGUGAGUAGAGAGUACUCAACCCUCACCUUCUAUAUAAACCCACUCUCGUUCAUCUCCUGCUCAACCAAAACCUCCAUAUAAACAACAGCCAAACACUGCCUAAGGAAAGGAGAAAAGAAAAAGAAAAAGAAAGAAACUUUUUAUUUUUAUAUACAUAUCAUUAAUCAUCAAUCACGGGAGAGUGAAGUUAUACAUGAUGAUGAAUGGCCAAAAAAUGCCGCCACCAGCGGAAGUGGCUGUGCAGCUAGCGGAAUCCAAAGUGGCCGCGACGGAGAACAGUGGCACAAUGAGUGGGCCACUGAUUGGGGCGGCGAGGCCUUUUGAUCGGAAAGCUGAAGUCAUGCACGUCACACUUAGGUUCUUGUGCAUGGCUACCUCUGUAGCAGCUCUGUCUUUCAUGGUCACAGCCCAUCAGUCUAGCACUAUCUCCAUUUAUGGGUUUAUGCUUCCCAUUCACUCCAAGUGGUCCUUCUCUCACUCUUUCGAGUAUCUAGUUGGAGUGUCAGCAGCAGUAGCUGCACAUUGCUUGCUGCAACUGCUAAUUAGCGUGUCAAGAUUGCUUAGAAAAUCUCCAAUCAUUCCAUCAACAAGUCAUGCUUGGCUUAUUUUUGCAGGAGAUCAGGUGUUUGCCUACGCAAUGAUUAGUGCUGGGGCAGCUGCAUCCGGGGUCAGCAACCUGAAUCGGACAGGAAUCCAACAUACAGCUUUGCCGAAUUUCUGCAAGUCUAUACAUUACUUCUGCAAUCAUGUUGCUGCGUCUAUCGCCUUCACUUUCUUCAGCAGCUUAUUGCUCGCUGUGUUGGCUGUUCAGGAGGUUAUCUGGCUCUCCAAGUCUAAGUCCUGAAGGGGGAAAUUUCAUUUGCCUGCAAUGCUUAAUGUCUGUGUUGUGUCAGUACACUUAUAGGAAUUAUAUGUAUGCUGUGUCUAGUUGCAGAUAUUACUUUCUUAAUGGAAAUUUUUGUAGUUAACUAAUUACUAUGUUUAAAUUGCCUUUGUAAAGAGCAUGUUUGAGAAUGCAAUUGAAAGGACUAAAGCUUGAUUAGCUAUACA
Molecule: messenger RNA, 1138 nt
Organism: Jatropha curcas
Lineage: Eukaryota; Viridiplantae; Streptophyta; Magnoliopsida; Malpighiales; Euphorbiaceae
Product: CASP-like protein 3A1
Source: RefSeq, a predicted model, not a curated record